Molecule: messenger RNA, 1041 nt
Organism: Knipowitschia caucasica
Lineage: Eukaryota; Metazoa; Chordata; Actinopteri; Gobiiformes; Gobiidae
Source: the annotation of a GenBank genome assembly
AUGUGCUGGGUCACAGUCAAAGUGGAGGCAUCUUGGUGGUUCAUGGGCUCCCUGGGCUCUCGGCUUGUUUGUGACCAUGUCCCUGGCUUGGUGAGCCGGCAGAGGCAGAUGUGCAGACAGUUCCCCUCCGUGAUGAAGGUGAUCGGGGACGGAGUGAGUGACUGGAUCCAGGAGUGUCAGCACCAGUUCAGGACGCAGCGCUGGAACUGCAACACCACGAGUGACCACAGCCUGUUUGGACGCCUACUGCUGCGCGGUUCUCGUGAGGUGGCCUUCAUCCACUCCAUAUCGUCCGCUGGAGUGGUGCAUGCAGUGGCCCGUGCCUGCAGCCAGGGGGAGCUGGACUCGUGCUCCUGUGACCCUGGAAAGACGGGCCAGUCCCGGGACGAGAGUGGGGUCUUCGACUGGGGUGGCUGCUCGGACCACGUGGACCACGCCGUGCGGUUCAGCCAGAUGUUUGUGGACGCGAGAGAGCGGAGAGAGAGAGAUGCCAGGGCCUUCAUGAACCUGCACAACAACCGGGCCGGACGCAAGGCGGUGCGGCGCUUCCUCUCGCUGCAGUGCAAGUGUCACGGUGUGAGCGGCUCCUGUUCCCUGAGGACCUGCUGGCUCUCGCUGUCAGACUUCAGACGGACCGGAGAUCACCUCAUGAGGGGGUACAGGCGCGCGGUGCAGCUGUCCAUCAACCACUACGACUCCAUGGGGUUCACCACUGGCCAGGGCCGAGCCAGGGGCCAGGCUCAAGCCAGGGGCCAGGCCCGAGCCAGGCCCCGAAAACAUGACCUGGUUUAUCUGGAGGAGAGUCCGGACUACUGCGUUCGGGACACACAGACUGGAUCCCUCGGCACCACGGGGCGUGAGUGUAACCGGACGUCCCGUGGCGUGGAGGGCUGUGAUGUCAUGUGCUGUGGGCGGGGCUAUGACACGGCGCGAAUUCAACUCCGCUCCAAGUGCGAGUGCAAGUUCCACUGGUGCUGCUCCGUGCUGUGCCAGGACUGUGAGCGGCUGGAGGACCGGCACGUGUGCAAGGGCCACACGUGA